Molecule: messenger RNA, 1362 nt
Organism: Talaromyces stipitatus ATCC 10500
Lineage: Eukaryota; Fungi; Ascomycota; Eurotiomycetes; Eurotiales; Trichocomaceae
Exons: 2
Coding region: 1-1362 (453 amino acids)
Molecular function (GO): nucleic acid binding; zinc ion binding
Source: RefSeq, a predicted model, not a curated record
AUGAACACCUUCACAUUAAACCAAGCAUCAUCUUUCUUCCUUUUCUUUUUCUUCUUUAUCCUCAUCACUCUCAUCGACGAAGCUAGAAGUCCUAUUGCCGUCGUGUACGAUGCGCGAGCCAGACCAACCACUCUUGAUAGUCAGGGAGACAACGGUGCCAAGCAGGAGACUGCCAGUGAGCAGCACGGGCCCAUUGAGAGCAGUCAGGCAAGCGAACGCAAGGAGCAGCGUCUCACGUUCGACCCUGAAGACCUAGCACAGUUAGAGGGAUUGGAGGUUGAGGAUCUAGCAGAAGACCUCAAUCUACAAGACUUUGUUGAACUAGCAGGACGAGAUCCCAAGAUGCUAUAUAAAUUUAUGGCAGAUAGAUGGGACAAUGAGCUUAACAGUUUCAAGGAGUCUAUCGACAGAAUGAAGAAAGCUUGCGAGCGUAAGUUAGAGACCAAAGACGACGCGUUAUCCCUCCUCAUCAACGAGCGCGAUAAACUACGACAGACCCUGGAACGAAUGACUAUCCGCUACACCUCGCUCAUCGACUCCGGAACAGCGCCGUCAAGCAGUAAAGGACCAAAGAUUCCUGAUGGGAAGAAGUUGACCAACAGUAACAAGUCUCGCUACGAGUCGUGGAAGAUCGAUGUACAGGGAAAGUUACGCGCCUUGGCACAUCAGUACAAUACCCCUGAGUCUCGAAUCUUGUAUGUCAAGUUGAUGUGUGAAGGUGAUGCAGCGGAUCAUCUUAUGGCACGCAUGCGCGACGACUCACCUGACCCGUACCUUGACGCGACCGACAUGUUUGAGCAUCUUGAUACUAUUUACUUGGAUGCUAAUCGAGAGAUCAACGCCAAAGCAGAGUUCCGCCAGCUCGCGCAGAAGUCCCUUCGUUUCCAAACUUUCCUAUCCAAGUUCAACCUACUCGCUAUGGACGCCAAAAAGUCGCGCAUUAAGUGGAAGGAAGAGUUGUAUCACAGGUUGAAUCCUGAGAUGAAACGUGCGAUGAUUCGUGAAGCCAAUGAUUCGACUGUUAUGUAUGCGGAUUUUGUCAAGGAAUGCACAAUGGUAGCAAACCGGUUAGAGCAGAUUGCUCGUGAAGAGAAGAGUGCUCCAAAGGAUUCAAAGGAUGCGAAGGAUAACAGAGACACAAAGUCGAAGACUUCCGAUAGUGGGAAAGGCGUCGGCAAGGCACUGCGCGUCAACCUCAGUGACAAAGAGUUCGAAGAGUUGAAAGAGGCGCGUCUCUGUUUCAACUGCAAGCAGCCUGGUCACCUUAAUCGCAACUGCCCUCUGCGCAAAAAGAAUACCACUGAGAUCAAAUGGGUGGAAGUACUAGAGGAUAAGACCGAACCGGCAAAAGACGAGGCCUAG